This is a messenger RNA of Meriones unguiculatus (Mongolian gerbil), 811 nucleotides long. RefSeq names its product chromosome 18 C20orf141 homolog (gene C18H20orf141). Bases 255 to 650 code for a protein of 131 amino acids. Lineage: Eukaryota; Metazoa; Chordata; Mammalia; Rodentia; Muridae. The record is from RefSeq and is a predicted model, not a curated record. The transcript has 2 exons.
GAGAGCUGAAGAUGUGGGGUGGGAGUUGGGGGGAGGAGAUCGCCCAAAGCGCCUAGUGCCUGGCUCUCUGAGCGCACCCUUGAGUGUAUGCCAAGGUACUCCUCCCUUCCCUGACUCCUAACCUCCUAGCACUUCUUCUUCCUAACACCUUAAAGAUCCAGCUCUGCUUGCCCAUGCCCAAAUCCCUUAGAAACCCACCCAACUCCCUCCCAGGCACCUGGAGAUUGGAGAGGGGUUGACUAGGUCAGUGAGCCAUGUGUGUCCGCUGGGACUUCAGCCAGGCCCAGCUCCUGGACAGUAUCCUAGGGCUAGGGGCACUAGGAGUGACAAUCCGAACAGUCUUCUCGACAGCUGGCCUAGCCCUGCUGCUCCUGCUGCUGGUCAGCUUCCUUGCUUUUGACCUGCUCCAUGGGCCCACUGGUCCCACCCUGCCACGACACAGACUUCCCCCAAUGGGUCAGAGCCAGGGGGCUGGUGAAGGUCCAGGACAGCAGGCAGCUCCCCUCCUCCCAACAGGGCUAGUCUCGGGACUGGUCAGCCUCCAGGAUGCACUGUUCCUGCUGUUCCUGGGCCUGGGCCUGUUCUUGGGAGGCUCUGGUAUACCUUUAACCCUGCUGGGCAUAGCUUUCUGUCUCCAUCCUCCGGCCUGAGAGGUCUCCUAAAACUGAAUGCCUUCUAAAAAAUACACCAGCCAUUCUGCUUCCUCACAUUUCACCGCCUUCAUCCCGAGCUACAUGAGGGUAAAUACUCCAUUGAAUUGAGCUUGAACCUCAGGGGCUUCUGGUUCUAUAAUAUGGACAUUUGAGACCUG